This is a messenger RNA of Dinoponera quadriceps, 2781 nucleotides long. It is a transcript of the gene yata, whose product is annotated as N-terminal kinase-like protein. Gene Ontology annotation, biological process: protein phosphorylation. The record is from RefSeq and is a predicted model, not a curated record. Gene Ontology annotation, molecular function: ATP binding; protein kinase activity. The transcript has 14 exons. NCBI's taxonomy places the organism in Eukaryota, Metazoa, Arthropoda, Insecta, Hymenoptera, Formicidae. Bases 294 to 2642 code for a protein of 782 amino acids.
AGCUGUAUGUUGAAAAUGACGUGUCAUGUGUUACUCGCGUUGCCACAUGAAUUCAAGGAGCAUGCAGCUUCGGAUUUGCAUGUAACUAGAAUCUUUCUACUUUCGCAGAAAUGAAAGAAAUGUGCAUUUGUGGCGCAGAUAUGAUACGGUUAGUCUGGAAACUGGACGGAUAAUCUCUCUUUGAUGUUUCGUUUGAUGCACUGUUGUCAAUAAUAAUGUCCCGUGAUACAUCACAUUGAAGACCGUGUGUAAUCUGUACAUAUAUAUAUAUAUAUAAAGAUAUAAGCUGUACAAUGUGGUCCUUUUUUUCAAAAGACCCUGCCAAAGAUUUCCCGUAUGAUAUCGGGGAGCCUAUCCUAGGCUUGGAAAACAAAAGCAUUUGGACGCUACACAGAGCCAAGAGAAAGGGUACCACAACUGGAGAGGAUGUUUCAGUUUUUGUCUUUGAUGUUAAGAACGGAGGGGAGCCACAGCUGGACAUUGCCCGUUCAGCUGUGAAAAGACUUAAGACACUUAGGCACCCGAGUAUACUAGCAUAUCUCGACAGUCUUGAGACUGACAAAAUGGUUUACUUAGCGACAGAACGUGUGGAGCCGCUGCAUAAUCGUUUGACACGGAAAUGUGACGCCGAGAGUAGGUCUAAGAACGAAUUGUACUUUUCCUGGGGUAUAUUUCAAAUUACAAGGGCACUUAACUUCUUAAAUAAUGAUGGGAAUUUACGGCAUAAUAAUGUCAAUCUGUGGACAGUGUUUGUCAACGAAGAGAGCGGGGAAUGGAAACUCGGUGGGGUUGAGUACAUGACUGCUGUGGACACGCCUUAUAAUUUAUUACCCCCCACUUUCCAAGUAUAUCAACCACCAGAGGCUAAAGAAAAUGCAAAACCAGUAACUAAAUGCUCAGUCGACAUGUGGGGACUCGGCUGCCUGAUCUGGGAAACAUAUAACGGCACGCUCAACACCACGCCACAGUUAAAAAAUACAGACAAAAUUCCGAGGCAAAUAGCGGCAGUGUAUCGAGAACUGACCGGCGGUAAUCCGGAAGGAAGACCAAAUCCCGCGGAUGUGAUAGCCCGUUGCCGCAGCAACGGUGGUUUCUUCAAGAACGACCUCGUGGACGCUCUGUUGUUCCUGGAGGAGAUUCAGAUGAAGGAGAGGGGCGAGAAGGGACGGUUCUUCGCGCAGUUAGCGGCCCAACUGGAUUCGUUUCCCGACGGUGUUGGUCGGUACAAGAUCCUGCCGCAGUUGCUGGCCGCCUUUGAGUUCGGGGAUGCCGGUAGUGCGGUACUGCCGCCGCUGUUGCAGCUGGGUUGUCAACUACCCGACGUCGAAUACCAGCGCCGUGUGGUGCCGUGUGUCGUGAAGCUCUUCGCGUCGAACGACAGGGCGACGAGAUUGCGUUUGCUGCAGCAAUUGGACCGUUUCGUCGAUCACCUGCAAUCGGCGACCGUUAAUGAGGCCAUCUUUCCACAGGUAGCGAGAGGUUUCCUCGACACGAAUGCAGCCAUCAGAGGUCAAACGAUCAAGUCGGUCGUGUAUUUAGCACCAAAGUUAGAUUACAAUAAUCUCAAUGUCGAGAUCCUAAGGUACUUCGCGAAGCUUCAGUCGAAGGAUGAACACGGUGGUAUUCGCACAAAUACCACAGUUUGCCUUGGAAAAAUUGCUCAACAUCUUCAUCCACAAAUCCGACAGAAGGUAUUGAUUGGCGCUUUUAUCCGUGGCACUCGCGAUCCGUUUCCUCCGGCCAGGACCGCGAGUAUAUUGGCUCUGGCCGCAACGCAACAGUACUAUCUGCUGCAGGAAGUCGCCAAUCGCAUUCUGCCGGCUCUGUGCCCACUCACCACAGAUGUGGACAAAGCAGUGAGGGACAAUGCGUUCCGAACAAUUCGUGGUUUUAUGUCUAAGCUUGAGAGGGUCUCGGAAGAUCCUGGUCUUCGUGAAUCAAUGGAGGCUGACGUGAAUACCGCGACACCCAGUCUCAGCAACGCUGCGGCCACGUGGGCAGGAUGGGCUGUCACCGCGGUAACGGCGAAGUUCUAUCGCAGUCAGUCGGACACGCCAAAAUCGUCGAAUGCCCAGAGCACAUCUAGGAUCCUAUUGAAUAAACCCGCUUCCUUAGAACAAGCCAGCAGCUCGCAGAGCAGCGCAAGUACAACCGCGACGACGAGUAGCGCAACGAGCACGACCUCCCUCGAUCCAGACUACGAGCAUGAUACGCAGAACACGCAGAACACGAAUUCCGAUUGCGACUGGGAUUGUUGGGAUGCCGACAAUUGGGGGGACAUGGAGCAGCAACCCGCCGCUACACAGUCGUCGGUACCGUUGAAUCCAGCCAGUACUAUAUCAUCGUCCGGCCACUCCCCCAAGGCCAAUGAACAGUGGACCAGCCUUGAAGAGGAACCGGAGGAAGAAGCAGCCCAAGGUGUUCAAGAAAAAAAUGAUUCUUCCGAGGUAGGAUGGGAAGAUUCGGAAUUUCAGCCUUUCGAGGAUGUUCAACCUAUAGAACAACCAGGCGUUCCUAGCGGAAACAAUAAAUUUGAGGAAGCAAAAAGGAAAAGAGAGGAGCGCAAAUUAGCUAGGCAAAGGCAAAUGGAGGCGAAACGAGCGGUGAAAUUGCGAACCAAUCCAGCCGUUAAGAAGAUUUAAGUGAAAUAAUUACACGCCGUAUAUUAUUGAACAUUCUAUUGUACAUUAAGCGAAUUAAACAUUACGAGUAAUACAAUGAAAGUAUUUUCUGUAUUUAUAACUUGUCCGAUAUAAAAGAAAGAAAAAGAUUCAUUCGAAA